GUGUGCCCCCGCAAGGGUUUUCUCUCCGCAGGUCUGGCUUUGUUCUGAGGUAAUUUAAUGUAACUAGCAAACAGUCUGAAUAAUAUGGCCAUGCACGGUCUUUUCUUGGCUGGGAAAUGUCUCAACUGCGUCGGCAGAUUACAACUAUUUUUGUCGAAUGAUCACAGGGCUUUGAUUGGCCUGUACAGCACAGCGGCAAAGCAUUGGGGAACAGGUGAUAAUUGCAAUGGUGAUGACACCACAGAUGACUCCAGCCAUGCGAUGACCAAUGUGAGACUGCUGGAGAUGAGGGCCAGCAAGCUGGAGGAGCAGGUCAGGGAGCUCACGGAAAGAUACAAAAGGGCCAUGGCUGACUCUGACAACGUUCGAAAAAGAACUCAGAAGUUUGUCCAAGACGCCAAGCUUUUUGGGAUCCAGAGUUUCUGCCGUGAACUGGUUGAGGUGGCUGACCUGCUAGAGAAGACUACAGACAACCUGCAGGAAGAGGAGGGCCAGAGGCUGGCUCAGGUCCAGGACAGGCUGCAGGGGAUCUUCACAAAGCACGGCCUGAAUAAGAUGAGCCCUGUUGGGGAUAAAUACGACCCUUACCAGCAUGAGAUAGUGUGCCACACUCCUGCUGAGGGAGGGGAGCCCAGCACCGUUACUAUAGUGAAACAGGAUGGGUACAAGCUCCACGGACGCACCAUUCGUCAUGCCCAAGUGGGCAUCGCUGUGAUGAAGCAGGAGCAGGACUAGGGCUUGUGCUAGUCUCUGCCCUCGCUGUAGUACUUUACUAUUGGCACCUUACAGUUCUAGUUUUGCAGCAAUACUUUCAGUUUUUGAAUGAUUUUAAUAUUUUAGUGUGUUGUUCCAAUUUGGUUACUUUCUCAUUAUGUACAGUCAUGUAUAUAUAACAAUUUAUUUGACCCUUUUUCUGUAUUUUACAAUCUGAAAAUAAUGGGCUUGUUCACAUUCUUCUAGAAUAUAAUAAUUUUUAGAUUGUGCCUAAUCAUGUGAAUGUGUUGGUGUUUUCCAUAAGUGCCGGUCGUCGGCUAAAUAAGACUCAAUGUAAGCCGGCUACUUCAUAAACUAACUAGGCUUUUCAUUUAAAAGUUUCAAUUCGCUAGUCAGAAAGUCUGUAUAGCCUUCUCCCACUUGAAUGAACAACAUGCAUCUUCUAGUGACUUAUUGAUAGGACAGGUCAGUCAAAAAGUGAGCAAUGACAGGGAAACUGAUGGUUUGUCAGUCUGCUGUCUUUCCCAGCUCUCAGUACCUAUUAUUUUUGUACAUUGGUUGGCUGCAGUCUAAUUUCUUUUCACGGAUGAGGGAGAGCAUGAUGCUUAUUUUUCGUCUCCUGUGAGUGAAUUAACACGUCCCAUAUAAAGUGGUAACAAUGAAUUGAAAUCCACUUAUUGUUUCAUGGCACAUUCAUUUUUCUUGUGCGUGUUUCAUAGGCCAAUACAGGCGCAUAGGCUAUUUACUGUGCUUUGAUUGACGACCGAACUGCAAGUGUUUACUAGUUUAUAAAAGGUGUCGAACUGACUGAAUAUAGUCAAUCUCCUAUAUCCCGUUGCUAUUCAUAAAUAAUACAACGUAAGUUAUAUGUCCAUUGUUUCGCAUCGGGACAAGGAAACAAAAUAUCUUGUUUUCUAUUUUCCUAGGAUUCGUAGCCCAUGUCAAGACUUGCCAGUGUAGUGAUGGGUUGUUCGCGUACGAAUGGCUCUUUUCGAACGGAUUUGUUUGGUGAACGGAAACAAAUCGCCGCCUUUCUUUUGAUCCUAUCAGUAUUGACACAUGCUCGAACGAUGCACUUGGCGAAUGUUCUUUCUGCGUGGUGUUUUGGGAAACGUUACAUCUUUGGUUGUAGGAAAGAUGCAUAGUUAAAACACACGUAAGCCUAAGUUCCAUUGGGAAACCGGGCCCUGGGAGGUAAAGUUGUUAAAGUAUUCAAUAAUUUAGCUGUGUAUUUCGGAUUGAAUCAGGGUAUUAGAAUGUACCAGAGGGCACCAAAAUAGAGCUUGUUUUGCAAAAAAAAUCUCAGGGGGCAUGCCCACCUUGACCCCUCCAGCCCGGAUCUCCCUGGCUGGCUGCUUUUUCUAUUUGGCUGGCUACUCCAUGUACUUACGGAAAACACUGGUGUUAGCUAUUUUACUAACAUUUAAAGAUAUGUAAAGGUACUUGAGGAUAUUGUUAUACUGCAUAUUUGCAUAAGACCUGGUUGAUGAAAACCUUUUGUUUACUAAUGUGAAUGGAAGAUAGGUUUCUUUUAAGGACCCCUUGUGUUACUGUGAACGUCUCUGGUUUCAGGUCCACAUACAUUUCUCCCACAUUAUUAUGUGGACUGUGUACAUUUCUGGAGGUCGCAUUAUUCACACUGCACUUCGGAAUUGUUUUUCUUUUUCUGUAUGUGAGCAAGUAAGAAUUAAGUUCUUGAGAGAAUCUGUUCUCUUAAGAAGUUUGAGAGAAUCUGUGAUAUUACAGGAUGGGAUGGUUACGUAGAAUGUGAUGUGCUGUUACCUGUAAUUGUCCCUUAUGAUGAAGGUGGCACCUUUUACAUUGAAAAUGUUGGGAUUUAUGUAUUUAUAUAGACAAAUGUUUGUUUAGCAUUACCCAAAGAGUAUUGUGUGUGAUGCAGCUACGAAAUAGGUUCAGGUAAAGGCACUUUUAAGAAGGAUCUUAGAGCCUUUUAAAACAUAUAGAUAGUAUGGAUAACAUUUUCUGUCAAGUAAUUUUGCCUAUAAAUGAAGCACCACACAUGUGUGGUUGAGAAGUUAUGGUGUUCUCUAACAAACUAUUUUGCUUUCAGACUACCACAGUAUUAUUAUUAUUAUUACCACAUUAUUGCCUUAAUAAAUGUAUCGGAAAAUUGUUUGUCA
This is a messenger RNA of Salvelinus namaycush (lake trout), 2855 nucleotides long. RefSeq names its product grpE protein homolog 2, mitochondrial-like. The record is from RefSeq and is a predicted model, not a curated record. Gene Ontology annotation, biological process: protein folding; protein import into mitochondrial matrix. The coding region runs from base 85 to 735 and encodes 216 amino acids. The transcript has 4 exons. Gene Ontology annotation, cellular component: PAM complex, Tim23 associated import motor. Lineage: Eukaryota; Metazoa; Chordata; Actinopteri; Salmoniformes; Salmonidae. Gene Ontology annotation, molecular function: protein homodimerization activity; adenyl-nucleotide exchange factor activity; protein-folding chaperone binding.